AAUGAACGCGAGACUUGCUCUUACCCCGGUCUCGUAUAAAUCACGCCUCUUCUCGCGUGAAGUGGAGUUCGUUGUUCAAACAUGGCGGCCGCGAUGGAUGUCGACACCCCGAGCGGGACAAACAGCGGAGCGAGUAAGAAGCGCUUUGAAGUGAAAAAGUGGAACGCAGUGGCUCUGUGGGCAUGGGACAUCGUGGUGGAUAACUGUGCCAUCUGCAGAAACCACAUCAUGGACCUGUGUAUAGAGUGUCAGGCUAAUCAGGCUUCAGCCACAUCCGAGGAGUGCACAGUGGCCUGGGGAGUGUGUAACCAUGCCUUCCAUUUCCACUGCAUCUCCCGUUGGCUAAAGACGAGGCAGGUGUGUCCUCUGGACAACAGGGAGUGGGAGUUCCAGAAGUAUGGACACUGAACUUCUCCUGAUGUUUUUGUCGUGUGUUAGUCAUUUUGUGAUUCUGAAAGACAGCUCUUGACAUUUUUGAAACAGGAAUGCUGUGUGUUGCUGUUAUAGUGAAAUACUGAGGAACACGUUGUUGUGACCAAUCUGAAACCGAUUCGUUUAAAAAGGCAGUUUAAGUGUUUUAUUCCUCUUAUACCACAACAAUUUACAUAAAACAAUGAUGAAACACUCUUUAAUCUCCAUGGAAUGAAUUGGUUCCUGUUUUUCAUUUAUUUUACAGAAGCUAUAUAGGUAGCUAAAUGUAAUUCAUAUAUACAUACACACGUGAACGCAUAUAUAUAACUAUAUGUAGCCAUUUAUAUAGCUGCUUUCUCUCUCUGUCUAUAGAGAUCGAUCGAGCGAUCUAAAAUGAUAAUCUGGGUUUAAGCUGUUAUUGUUUCUAUAGUUUCAGGUAAUUGACUGGAACUAACAUUUCACGGACUUUCUGCAGCAUGUUUAUCUAUACACUGACGGAAGGAUCCUGUUGCAUUCGUUAAGUGUGUAACCAAAAAAAAGUGGUUAUUAACAGGAACUCUGUAUUUUUGUAUUAACAGCAACACACUAAUUGCUCUGCACCUCCAUUAAUAAUAAACUGUGUGUGAAUUUAGUCAAAAGUGAUUGA
This is a messenger RNA of Hemibagrus wyckioides, 1057 nucleotides long. It is a transcript of the gene rbx1, whose product is annotated as ring-box 1, E3 ubiquitin protein ligase. Gene Ontology annotation, cellular component: nucleus; cullin-RING ubiquitin ligase complex. The record is from RefSeq and is a predicted model, not a curated record. Bases 82 to 408 code for a protein of 108 amino acids. Gene Ontology annotation, biological process: protein ubiquitination; ubiquitin-dependent protein catabolic process. Gene Ontology annotation, molecular function: cullin family protein binding; ubiquitin protein ligase activity; zinc ion binding. The transcript is spliced from 5 exons. Lineage: Eukaryota; Metazoa; Chordata; Actinopteri; Siluriformes; Bagridae.